UGGAGGGGUUACUGCAAAAUAAUAAAGAAAAAAAAUCAAUAAAUUAGAUGGGUAAUGGACCAACUGAGUUUGAUAAUGGACAGCACACAAAAGACAUGACCCAUGAACCGGCCCAAGUUAAUCCAUGAUUGGUCUGUCAUGAAACGAUGCGUUUCAGUCUCCCGCUCCCGUGGUUUUUUCUUUGAAACACUGGAGUGUAGACUCUACUAGCAGAACCAAGCUUCACCUCUGCAAUGGAGGACCACGUGUUCCUCACGUGCGACCACCCUCUCAACCUUCCAACACUUUCAACCAACGAACCUCUCUCUCUCUCAGCCCUAGCUUCCCUGAGGUCUCUGAUCAUCAACCCCUCAACUACCGCGCCCACAAUCUCUUCCGUCAUCGAAACCCUAACUCGCUCGCUCCAACUCAGUCGCGACCCGCUCGCCAUUCACCACACUCUCAAGCUCCUCACUGACAUGGCCUUGCGACUCCCCCACCUCUCAGGCGUCGUCUUCGACUCGGUCUGUUCCCACUCGCUCCUUUCCACCGAUUCGACCCGCGUCGCCGCCGAAUCUCUCGACGCACUCGCUUCUAUCGCGGAGGGCAACCGAGUCCUAGCUCCCGGCAUUGAAGAAUUGGACGACCGUUUAUUCGCCUCGCUCUGUUUCAGUCCAUCUCUUUCCGUACGGCCAUGGCUUCUCAGAAACGCCGACAGGUUUGGUGUACAGCCUCAUUUGUUAUUCACUCUGUUUCUAGGGUUUACGAAAGAUCCAUAUCCGUACGUGAGGAAAGUUGCUUUGGACGGACUUGUUGACUUGAGCAAGAACGGUGUUAUUGAGGACCCUGACAUGAUCGAAGGGUGCUACUUCCGUGCAGUUGAGCUUCUAAACGACAUGGAAGAUUGCGUUAGAUCGGCUGCAGUUCGCACGGUGUGUGCUUGGGGUCUAAUGCUGGUGGCGUGCAAGUCGGAGACGAAGGCAUAUUGGUCUGAUGAAGUAUUUGUCAAACUUUGUUCAACAGUGAGAGACAUGAGCAUGGAGGUUAGAGUUGAAGCUUUUUGUGCCCUUGGGAAGAUAGAAAUGGUAUCUGAGGAAAUUCUUUUGCAAACCCUGUCAAAGAAAGUUCUAGUGACCAUGAAGGGAAAGAAAUCUCUUGCUCAGUGCUCUGAUGAACAACUAGAAACAUCAGGGUCAAGUGUUGCUGGAGCUUUCAUGCAUGGGCUUGAGGAUGAAUUCCAUGAGGUGCGAAAAGCUGCAUGUCAUUCUCUGCGUACACUGACCAUACUCUCUGCCAAGUUUGCUGGAGAAGCCUUAAACUUACUGAUGGAUGUACUGAAUGAUGACUCAAUUCUUGUCCGGCUACAAGCUUUUGAAACUAUGCAUCGAAUGGCAUCCUUUGACUGUCUGACAGUGCAAGAAACACACAUGCAUAUGUUUCUUGGCACCCUGGUUGACAAUGAUACCCUCAUAAGAUCUUCAGCAAGGAAAAUACUUAAAUUGGCAAAGCUGCAAAAGUUGAAGUUGUUUAGAUUAACUAUUGAUGCCCUUUUAGAAAAUUUGGAAAGACAUCCACAGGAUGAAGCAGAUGUACUAUCUGUUUUGUUUCAUAUUGGACGAAAUCAUGGAAAGUUUGUGGUCCGCAUAAUUGAGGAGGUUUUUCCACAGAUGGAGCCAAUGUCUAAUGGCAAGUUGGGCUUUGAUAGUGUGAGAGUGGCCGCCUUGCUAGUUCUGGCCAUAUCAGCUCCACUUUCACAUGAACGUGAUUGCAAUAUUCCACCUACAAUAUUUUCUUAUGCAGUUACAUACCUGGGAAGGAUUUCUCAGGCUUUGAGUGACCUUAUGAAUCAAAAUAGCCUUUUGGAUUACUUGUCUCAGUGCAGUAGAUCCUCAGGACCAUAUGCCAUAGAGUUCAACUUCAAAGUGGGGGAGCCUUGCUUGCCUAAUGCUAAUGUUCCAACCUAUACGAGUAAUGAGAUAAUUGGUUCCAUUGCAAUGCCAUUGCCCCAAAAGACAGGUGGAACCUCUGAAAUUUUGUCUCCAACAAUAAAGAAGCCAAGGGAAGCAGGAACUUCACUUGUAGAAUACCAGCUAGACGUGCAUGAUGAAGUUACCAAGUCAAUGAAUGUUAUUCUUGCAAAGGUGAAGGAUAUCUGGCCACUUGUACUGUCAGGAUUUACGAAUGAAGUACUGAGGACUUUGAGAAGUUGCAGGGAGGAGUUGGCAACAUUUACUUCUGACUCGCAUGCAUCUGCUGGUGUAUUUUCCUUUACGAAGCAAUAUAUCCAGAUAGUGAAACUGCUUACAAAGGCAUGGGUGAACUUCCUGUCUUCAACACAUUUUCCUUGUGGAAUGGGAGAAUUGGACUUAGUAUUGGGAAAGCUGGACAGGAGGCUUAGAGAUCUGAAGAGUGCGUUUAUAAGAUUGUCUGAAGAGGAGGAGUUACAUAUCUUGGAGCUGAUACUUGUGACUUGUAUGCUCAGAUUGUCUGAAGUGGAAAUUUGCUGUCAUCUUGGAACCUUGAGAAAGCUCUCUAGUAUGAUGUCACGGGUGGAAUAUCUCCUUAGAGAUGGAUCUGUUGAACCAUCCAGGUUUAUAAUUGGAGUCGGAAAAUUAUCAUCCGAAUUUGGUUCUUCUUCUCUCAAUGAAGCUUCCUUUAACCCCCUUCUCAUUAGAAGGGUACUUGAAAGCUUCUCCCUCAAGCAACUUGUGUUGUGUGGUAGACUCAAGCACAUGAAGGCAGAGCUGGAUAUACCUGACAAUGAGUACGAAAAUCCUCUUCGGUUUGUUGCGGGACUGCCGGUUGGUAUACCAUGCCAUAUCACUCUUCAUAACAUUUCAGCUGAAAGUAGGUUGUGGCUGAAAAUGACUGUAAAUAAAGACAACGAAUCAACUCAGUUCGUCUUCUUGGAUUUAAACCAUUUUGGAGGCUGUGAUGAUGUCAGAGUAUUUAUGUUUACCGCACCCUUUUACAAAACCCCAAAAGCAUUUUCUUUUACGAUUAGGGUCUGUAUUUGUAUGGAAUGUUUGUCUGAGGUUGAGGAUGUUUCUUCUGUCAAACGUUGGGGUCCAAGACAUGAGCUUACAUAUCUUUGCCGAGAAAAGGAUGUUUAUCUUUCUAUGGUUAAGUAAAGAUUGAGUGGUUUGUUUUACUGUGAUUAGAAUAAGAAUGUAUUUAUCUAAUCAGAAAACUGCACUAAAUAGGUGAAAUUAAUCGCUGAAUCCCUUAAAGUGGUUUCUU
Messenger RNA from Prunus persica (peach), 3219 nucleotides. Its product is annotated as protein SIEL. Gene Ontology annotation, biological process: intercellular transport. Bases 234 to 3110 code for a protein of 958 amino acids. The transcript has 8 exons. Gene Ontology annotation, cellular component: endosome. NCBI's taxonomy places the organism in Eukaryota, Viridiplantae, Streptophyta, Magnoliopsida, Rosales, Rosaceae. The record is from RefSeq and is a predicted model, not a curated record.